AUUUUAGAGAGAGAGGUAGACAGAGCAGCAUCUCCACAACCAAGCUGUGUGUCAUUAAAGAGCGACAGAUCCAUGGUUGAACCUCUUAAAUUCAGUGUUAAAGCAGAAUCCUCACACCCCAGUAUUUUAGAGAGAGAGGUAGACAGUGCAGCAUCUCCACAACCAAGCUGUGUGUCAUUAAAGAGCGACAGAUCCAUGGUUGAACCUCUUAAAUUCAGUGUUAAAGCAGAAUCCUCAGACCCCAGUAUUUUAGAGAGAGAGGUAGACAGUGCAGCAUCUCCACAACCAAGCUGUGUGUCAUUAAAGAGUGACAGAUCCAUGGUUGAACCUCUUAAAUUCAGUGUUAAAACCGGAUCCUCACAACCCAGUAUUUUAGAGAAAGAGGUAGACAGUGGAGCAUCUCCACAUCCACAACCAAGUUGUCUGUCAUUAAAGAGCGACAGAUCCAUGGUUGAACCUCUUAAAUUCAGUGUUAAAGCAGAAUCCUCACACCCCAGUAUUUUAGAGAGAGAGGUAGACAGUGCAGCAUCUCCACAACCAAGUUGUCUGUCAUUAAAGAGCGACAGAUCCAUGGUUGAACCUCUUAAAUUCAGUGUUAAAGCAGAAUCCUCACACCCCAGUGGCAACAAGGAACAGGUAGUCAGGGAUCAUUUAGUAAAUCGAUCCGGGGUCUCUGAUUGUCCUCAGCACCGAAACACAUCUAGUAUACAUCCUGUUCUACAUCCAGAUAAAAAUAUGGGCCAUUUCAGUCCUGCUUGUGUUACUCACUGUCAUAAUGUAACUGCUGGCAGGAUCGGUGAGGUCUGCUUUGGCACUCAGGAACAUUUAAUAGAGCAGGUGACUAAAGAACUUUAUAAACCAGCAGAUGACAUCCUACAAAGAAUCAAAGAUAUUCAUAAAAUCAGCAUGAAGAACAAGUAUGAGAACUUAUUUGAAGGAAUACAUUUACAACAGAAUAAAACCCUCCUGAACAGGAUUUACACAGAGCUGUAUAUAGUCGAGGGAGAGAAUGAAGGGGUAAAUGAAGAACAUGAGGUCGUGCAAAUAGAGAAAGCCAGAACCGAACGCUUACAAGGCACUGCAAUCAACUGCAAUGACAUCUUUCAACCCAUAUCUGAACCGAGCUGUGAGAGAAAGAUAAAAGAUGAAGACAGGAAAAUAAAGACUGUGCUUACCAAAGGCAUUGCUGGAAUUGGAAAAACCGUCUCUGUGCAGAAGUUCAUUCUGGACUGGGCUGAAGGAAAAGCUAAUCAAGAUGUCGAUUUUCUAUUUGUUCUCCCAUUUCGAGAGCUAAAUUUUGUUAAAGAUAUCCAAUACAGCCUUCAUAGACUUUUGCUUGACUUCCACCCUGAACUUCAUGAGUUAGAUUCAAAUAUGUAUGGUCUGUGCUCGGUCUUGUUCAUCUUUGAUGGUCUGGAUGAAAGCCGAAUUACAUGGAAUUUUUCAGACACAGAAAAAGUCUCUGAUGUGUCUACAACGUCAUCCAUUUGCACAUUGAUGUCUAACGUCAUCCAAGGAGAGCUGCUGCCUUCUGCUCGGAUCUGGAUAACAUCUAGACCUGCCGCUGCCAGUCAGAUCCCCUCUCUGUACGUCAGUCGUGUGACAGAAGUUCAGGGAUUCAACGACCCUCAGAAGGAGGAAUAUUUCAGGAAGAGAAUUACAGAUCAGGAUCAAGCCACCAUAAUCAUCUCACACAUAAAGAAAACCAAAAGCCUUUACAUCAUGUGUCACAUACCGGUUUUCUGCUGGAUCACAAGCACCGUGCUUCAAAACAUCCUGCAAGAAGAUCACAGUGCAAAAAUCCCCAAAACUCUUACCGAAAUGUACAUACAUUUCCUGAUCAUUCAGAUCAGUUUGAAAAGGCAGAAGUAUGAUAAGAGUGAUCUAAAAAAUGGGAAAGAUACAAAAUUGCUAUUGGAGUCAAAUAGCAAUGUGAUUUUGAAACUUGCUGAACUGGCUUUCAAAGCUCUAUUAAGUGGUAACGUCCUAUUUUAUGAUGAGGAUCUUCGAGCGAUUGGUAUAGAUGUCAAGGAGGCUUCAGUGUAUUCUGGGAUCUGCACUGAGAUUUUUAGGGAGGAAUCAGUGAUCUAUUCAAAGACGGUCUACUGCUUUGUGCAUUUGAGCUUUCAAGAGUUUUUCGCAGCAGUUUAUGCAUUUUCCAACUAUUCACGCAAGAACACAGAUGCUCUGAAAAUGUUUCAGAAAAAGAAAGGAAGAGGAAAGAUCAGUUUCCAGUCCGGUGACGUUCCCCUCGAUGUGUUUCUGAAGGGUGUGACAAAUGAAGCCCUGAAGAGUAAAAAUGGACAUCUGGAUCUUUUUCUUCGAUUUCUUCAUGGCAUCUCCCUCGAGUCAAAUCAGAAGCUUCUCCAAGGUGUGCUGACACACGUGGAGAACAACGCAGAAAGCUUCAAGAAAGUGAUCAAAAACCUCAGACAAGGUCAAAAACAAGACGUUAAGCCUGAACGAUGGAUUAAUCUCUCACACUGCUUGUUUGAAAUGAAGGACAACUCUAUUCUUGAAGAGAUUCAAGAGAGUUUCAAAUCUGAAGGGAGAGUGAGAUAUCUUUCUUCUGCACAUUGUUCAGCUUUGGCUGAUAUGAUCCUAAUGUCAGAAGAUGUCCUGGAAGAGUUAAACCUCAAGAACUACAAAACAACAUCCAUGGAGGCUCAAAGGAGACUGAUACCAGCUGUGAGGAACUGCCGAAGAGCACUAUUGGCAGGCUUUAAUCUCACUGAGCAGGCAUGUGAAACUGUGGCUUCGGCGCUGCAGUCGGAAAACUCCCCUGUGAGAGAGCUGGACAUGAGUAACAAUGAUCUCCAGGAUUCAGGAGUGAAGAUGCUGUCUGCUGGACUGAAUAAUCCACAAUGUAAACUGGAGAUACUGAGAUUGAAAUGCUGUAAGCUCACCAUGCAGUCCUGUGAAAGUGUGGCAUCUGCUCUGCUAACAGCACAUUCAUGCAUGAAAGAGCUGGACCUGAGUUACAACGAUCUUCAGGAUUCAGGAAUGAAGAUGCUGUCUGCAGGACUGAAGAGUCCCGACUGUAAACUGGAGAUACUGAGAUUGGCUGGCUGCAAUAUCAGUGAUCAGUCCUGUGAUACUCUGGCGAGAGUUUUACCAUCAUUAAACAACAUGACAGAGCUGGACCUGAGUAACAAUGAGCUGCAGGAUUCAGGAGUGAAACUGCUGUCUGCUGGACUCAAGAGUUCACACUGUAAACUUGAGAUACUAAGAUUGGCAAGCUGUAAUCUCACGGAUGAGUCCUGUGAAACUGUGGCAUCAGUUCUACAAGCAAAAAACUGUCACCUGAACGAGCUGGACCUGAGUAACAAUGAUCUGCAGGAUUCAGGAGUGAAGCUUCUCUCUGCUGGACUGAAGAGUCCUCACUGUAAACUUGAGAUACUGAGAAUUGCCAUCUGUAAUCUCACUGCCGGGUCCUGUGAACAUUUGUCAUCACUUUUACAAUCAGCAGACUCACUUUUGAAAGAGUUGAACCUGAACAAGAAUGACCUACAGGAUUCAGGGGUGCAGCUGCUUUCUGAGGGACUACAGAGUUCGAACUGUAAACUGGAGAAAUUAAGACUGUACGGGUGUUUUCUCACAGAGAGCAGCUGUUCUUUUCUGGCAUCGGCUCUGAUGUUAAACCCCUCACAUUUGAGAGAGCUGGACAUGAGCUGUAAUGGCCCACGAGAGUUUGGUGGGAAGUUGCUGGCUGAGAGACUAAAGGAUCCAACCUGCAAACUGGAGAAACUUAAUGUGGAACAUGAGGGGAAGUUCAGGAUUAUUGCAGGAUUACGAAAAUGUACCUGCAAGCUCACACUUGACCCCGACACCGCACACAGACAUCUCGCUCUGUCUGAGCAAGACACCAAGGUGACACACACAGAAGAGGAGCAGUCCCGUCCAGAUCAUCCAGAGAGAUUUGAGUGCUUUCCUCAGGUUCUGUGCAGAGAAAGUCUCUCUAAAUGUUGUUCAUGGGAGAUCGAAUGGAAUGGUAGGAGGGGCGCCUAUGUUUCAGUGUCAUAUAAAGGAAUCGGGAGGAAAGGAGAGAGUAAACAAUGUGAGUUUGGAUCCAAUGAAAAAUCCUGGAGACUUAUGUGCUCUGAUACUGGCUUUGAAGUUUGCACAAUAAUGAAGGAAUUAAAAUUCGUCCUCCUUCAUCCGCAUCACGUUCUAAAAGAGUUGGUGUGUAUCUGGAUUGGCCGGCUGGCGCUUUGUCUUUCUACAGCGUCUCUGACACAAACAGACUCGUGACACAUUUACACACAUUUUACUCCACAUUCACUGAACCUCUCUGUGCAGGAUUUGCUCUUUAUUCUGGCUCCUCAGUUGCUCUUCAGUCUGUAUCAGAAUCAA
This is a messenger RNA of Misgurnus anguillicaudatus (oriental weatherfish), 4353 nucleotides long. The record is from RefSeq and is a predicted model, not a curated record. Lineage: Eukaryota; Metazoa; Chordata; Actinopteri; Cypriniformes; Cobitidae.